Cryptomeria japonica (Japanese cedar) is the source of this 1913-nucleotide messenger RNA. RefSeq names its product protein neprosin. The record is from RefSeq and is a predicted model, not a curated record. The transcript has 7 exons. Bases 265 to 1542 code for a protein of 425 amino acids. Lineage: Eukaryota; Viridiplantae; Streptophyta; Pinopsida; Cupressales; Cupressaceae.
UGGUUUUUAUGAGGAGAAAACUAUCAUUCAGGGUAGAUGAACAGACAGGCUUGCAUUAAAUACAGGAUUGUAAUUGAAAGAGACUCCAGGAGCCCACAGCAGAAUUUGUAUUAUUGUCUGGAGGAUGAUAGGGAAAAGAUCAGAGAGGGUUUAAUGAGCUUCCAUGCUGUAAUGAAUGGACAGUACUUGGGAAUGCCAUUUGUGGAAUGAGGAGGGGCUUGAAAGAUAAUAAGCAGGAUUGUUUAAGUUUAUGGGAAUUAUGAAAUGGCUGAAGGAUUGAAGCUUAUCCUGGUUGCAGUGUUUCUUUUAUCUGUUCUGCUGACUCUGUCUAUUUCUAGCUGUUUGGAGAUUGAUAAUGUGACAGGGAAACAUGGAAGUAGCAGGAGUGGGAGUAGGAGAAUGUCUGUGGUGUAUGAGAAAUUGAAGGUCAUUAACAAGCCCGCUAUUAGAAGCAUACAGAGCCCAGAUGGAGAUGUUAUUGACUGCGUUGCUAUUCAUCAACAGCCAGGACUUCACCAUCCAUUGCUCAGGAACCACAAAUUUCAGGAUUUUCCAACUAGGCCUUCUAGUAUUGAAGCCAGGGCUAAUAGAAGCUUGCAAUCAGGGCCUGCCCAUGCCUUUCAAACAUGGCAUCUAACAGGACCAAGUUGCCCUCAUGGAACAGUUCCUGUUAGAAGGACUACUGUGGGUGAUCUAAUGCGUGUUGCUUCUCCUGAGAAAUAUGGCAAAAAAUCUAAGAAAACAAGAUUGUGGGUGUCUCAAAAACCGAGUGUGACAGAUGGCAAUGGGCACGAGCAUGCAAUAGCCUUUGUAAAAGGAGGAGAAUACUAUGGUGCAAAGGCAAGUUUAAAUGUUUGGGAACCCCACAUAGAAGCCCCUGGAGAAUUCAGCUUGUCUCAAAUGUGGGUUCUCUCUGGCUCAUUUGAUGGCUCUGAUCUUAACAGCAUUGAAGCAGGCUGGCAGGUAAGUCCAGAGCUGUAUGGAGACAACAUGCCCAGGCUCUUUACUUACUGGACGAGUGAUUCGUACCAGGAGACAGGAUGUUAUAACCUGCUGUGUUCAGGUUUCAUCCAAACCAGCGAGAGUGUGGCUAUUGGGGCUGCUAUAAAUCCAGUUUCCUCUUUCAAUGGUCCUCAAUAUGAUAUUACCAUACUUGUUUGGAAGGAUCCUAAGGAGGGCAACUGGUGGAUGGAGUUGGGAGAUGGUACGUUGGUGGGAUACUGGCCUUCUAGUCUUUUCACCCACUUAUCAGACCAUGCAACUACUGUUGAAUGGGGUGGUGAGAUUGUAAACACUCAGCAAGGUGGAGAUCACACUUCAACACAAAUGGGAAGUGGCCAUUUUGCAAACGAGGGAUUUACAAGAGCAAGUUAUUUCAGGAAUUUACAGGUGGUGGAUGCAGAUAACAGUUUGCAAGAUAUAGAAUCUGUCUCCACUUUAGCAGAAGACUCUGACUGUUACAACAUUCAGAGUUCUGUCAAUGCUGAUUGGGGUACUCACUUCUAUUUUGGAGGACCGGGGCAGAAUUCUAAAUGUCCAUAGAAGAAGUAUACUAGUUCUCCUAAACAUAUACAUUCAACUGUCUUUUUCUGGGUUCUAACUCUAUAUUAUUUACUAAUUCGUUUAACAAACUGAAUUAGUAAAUAAUAUUACAGGGAUGUUAUGAUUAUUAAACAUAGAUAACAAGCAAUAGCUACGAGGGGUAAAAAUGUUCUCAUGGAUAGGCCUUGUUGAAAUAAGUAAUAGUAAAGAUUAAAAAAAAAAAAAAGAAGAGUAGCUCUACAAUGUAUUAAGGAUACUGCUUUCUCUUGGGCUAUAUCUAUGGCUCAAGGAAAAAUGACGUGCUCUAUGCAAUUUAUUGAUCAAUAUAUGGUAUUACAUUAAUUGAAAUUUUAUAUUAAUUGUGGGUUGAA